This is a messenger RNA of Otolemur garnettii (small-eared galago), 2137 nucleotides long. RefSeq names its product regulator of G protein signaling 6 (gene RGS6). The record is from RefSeq and is a predicted model, not a curated record. Gene Ontology annotation, biological process: regulation of G protein-coupled receptor signaling pathway; G protein-coupled receptor signaling pathway; intracellular signal transduction. NCBI's taxonomy places the organism in Eukaryota, Metazoa, Chordata, Mammalia, Primates, Galagidae. Gene Ontology annotation, molecular function: GTPase activator activity. Bases 423 to 1895 code for a protein of 490 amino acids. The transcript is spliced from 18 exons.
CGGGCCGACCUCCGGGCACCUUCCCGGCCCCGCGCGUGCAGAGGCGGGCGAGCGGCCGGUGCCCGGGAGCGCGGCGGAGAGCCGGGCGGGCCCGGAGCGCUGGAGACACCCCGCGCGCCCCGCGCCCCGACACCAUGAGACCUGCCGCGCCUCCUCGCGGGCCCGGGGCUUCGCUCUCCGCUCGCUGAGCCCCUGCGCUCGCCACCACGGAAACUCGGAAAGCGGCGGCGAGGCGCCGGAGAGCCCCGCCGAGACGGACUCGACUUCCCCCCCGCCCCCGAGAGGCUGCCGGUCCCCGGUUCCCUGGGCUUCUCUAGCUUUAUCAUGAACCUGAUGCAAGCUUGGCUUUAGGAGAAAUUCAGAAGCCGGAGGGAGAGUCGAGGCAAUUCUUUGGUUGCUAAGCGUGAGUGAAGACACCCAGGAUGGCUCAGGGCUCUGGGGAUCAAAGAGCGGUGGGGAUUGCAGAUCCAGAGGAGAGUUCUCCCAACAUGAUCGUCUACAGCAAAAUUGAAGACAUCAUUACAAAGAUGCAAGAUGAUAAGACAGGGGGUGUGCCCAUCAGAACAGUCAAGAGCUUUCUCUCCAAAAUCCCCAGUGUUGUCACAGGUACUGACAUUGUGCAGUGGCUCAUGAAGAACCUUUCCAUCGAGGACCCAGUUGAAGCAAUACACUUGGGAAGCCUUAUCGCUGCCCAGGGCUACAUCUUUCCAAUCUCAGACCACGUUCUCACCAUGAAGGAUGACGGCACCUUUUAUCGUUUCCAGGCUCCUUAUUUCUGGCCUUCGAACUGUUGGGAACCUGAAAACACUGACUAUGCCAUCUACCUCUGUAAGAGGACAAUGCAGAAUAAAGCGAGGCUGGAGUUGGCAGAUUAUGAAGCAGAGAACUUAGCAAGACUCCAGAGAGCCUUUGCCAGAAAGUGGGAAUUCAUCUUCAUGCAAGCAGAAGCACAAGUGAAGAUUGAUCGCAAAAAGGACAAGACAGAAAGGAAAAUUUUGGAUAGUCAAGAACGGGCUUUUUGGGAUGUCCACAGGCCAGUGCCAGGCUGUGUGAACACAACAGAAAUGGAUAUCCGAAAAUGUCGACGUUUGAAGAAUCCACAAAAGGUUAAAAAGUCAGUGUACGGUGUGACAGAAGAGUCCCAGUCCCAGAGCCCUGUGCACGUGCUCAGCCAGCCCAUCAGAAAAACUACAAAAGAGGACAUCCGGAAACAGAUUACAUUUUUGAAUGCACAGAUUGACAGACAUUGUUUGAAGAUGUCCAAAGUGGCGGAAAGCUUAAUUGCUUACACGGAACAGUAUGUGGAAUACGAUCCCUUGAUAACACCAGCUGAGCCGUCCAAUCCUUGGAUCAGCGAUGAUGUCACUUUGUGGGACAUAGAGAUGAGCAAAGAGCCCAGCCAGCAGCGAGUGAAAAGAUGGGGCUUCUCUUUCGACGAGAUACUGCAGGACCAGGUGGGGCGGGACCAGUUCCUACGGUUCCUGGAAUCCGAGUUCAGUUCAGAAAACCUCAGGUUCUGGCUGGCUGUCCAAGAUCUCAAGAAACAACCCCUACAGGAUGUAGCCAAGAGGGUGGAAGAGAUCUGGCAAGAGUUUCUGGCUCCAGGGGCCCCAAGUGCAAUCAACCUGGAUUCUCAUAGCUAUGAGAUCACCAGUCAAAAUGUCAAAGAUGGAGGGAGAUACACAUUUGAAGAUGCCCAGGAGCACAUCUACAAGCUGAUGAAAAGUGACAGCUAUGCCCGCUUCCUCCGGUCAAAUGCCUACCAGGACUUGCUGCUGGCCAAGAAGAAGCCAGAAAGUGAGCAAGGUCGUAGAACUUCCCUAGAAAAAUUCACCCGCAGUGUGGGAAAGUCACUGGCGGGCAAGCGCCUCACCGGCCUGAUGCAGUCCUCCUGACCGGGCCUGCGGACCCCACAGCUGGGCGGCGGCGAUCCACGUCGGCAGACAGAGUUUCCUUACGAGGAGAUUUGGUCACUGUGAAGGAGAAAGAGUGAGGGUGAUGAAGGGUGACAGUGGGGAGACUUGGUGGGUGAACAGGGAGAUCAGAAAGAAAGAGCCUGCGGUCGGCGGUGGAGGAUCCUGUUUACAACCCCCCUUCCUUGCACAGUUGUGGUCCACCACCCUCUAAGGGCCCCUGA